AUGUCUAAAUUAGUGCACGUCAUCGAUGUUGAGAGUGGGAACUUACAGUCCCUAAGAAAUGCCAUUGAACACCUUGGUUACAAAGUUCAACUGGUUCGUAAACCACAAGAACUGAUAGAUGCAAACCCAGAGAAAUUGAUCCUACCUGGUGUUGGUAACUAUGGCCAUUUUGUUAACGAGUUGUUUUCUCGUGGAUUUGAACAACCUGUGAAGGAUUAUAUUAGUUCAGGAAAACCGAUUAUGGGGAUUUGUGUUGGCCAACAAGCUUUAUUUAGUGGUUCAGUAGAAUCUCCAUUGAGUGGUGGUUUAGGUUACUUACCUUUUAAAUUGUCUCGUUUCAAUAACGAUAAUGGCAAGACUGUACCUCAAAUUGGUUGGAAUAGUAUCACGCAGGAUAGUCCCCUGUUUUAUGGUCUAGAUCCGUACAAACGUUACUAUUUCGUUCACUCAUACGCUAUGAUUUUAAAUCCCGAGAUAGAAGCUCAAUUGAAACGAGAUGGUUGGUCUAUUGCUAAAGCCAAAUAUGGUGAUGAAGAAUUCAUUGCAUCCUUAAACAAAGGUAACAUCUUUUCAACUCAAUUCCAUCCUGAAAAAUCAGGUCAUGCUGGUUUACAUGUCAUUGAUUGUUUCUUAAAACAAACCACAUCGGACCCAUUACCUUUAUACACAGACUCCCAAAAAAAAUCUUUGCAAAAUGAUUACAGUAAUAAUGGGUUAACAAGAAGAAUCAUAGCGUGUUUGGAUGUUCGUACUAAUGAUCAAGGUGAUUUAGUGGUAACGAAAGGUGACCAAUACGAUGUUCGUGAAAAAGAGAAUGGUCAAGAUGUUAGAAACCUUGGGAAGCCGGUAGAAUUAGCUCAAAAAUAUUACGAACAAGGCGCAGAUGAAAUCACAUUUUUAAACAUUACUUCCUUUAGAGAUUGUCCAUUGAAGGAUACUCCAAUGUUAGAUGUUUUAAAACUUGCUGCAAAGACAAUUUUUGUCCCUUUGACUGUUGGUGGUGGGAUUAAAGAUAUCGUGGAUACUGACGGUACCACGGUUCCUGCUGUAGAGGUAGCGAACCUAUAUUUUAGAUCUGGUGCCGAUAAAGUCUCGAUAGGUACAGAUGCAGUAUAUGCUGCUGAAAAGUUUUAUGAAUCUGGUGGUAAAUGUGAUGGUACCACUCCAAUUGAAACCAUUUCCAAAGCGUAUGGUGCUCAAGCUGUAGUGAUAUCUGUGGAUCCUAAACGUGUUUAUGUUGAUGACCCUGCACAAACUAAGAACCGUUGUAUAGAAACAAAUUUCCCUGAUGAACAAGGACGUACUUGGUGUUGGUAUCAAUGUACCAUCAAAGGUGGUAGAGAAACAAGAGAUCUAGGUGUCUGGGAAUUGACUCAAGCUUGUGAAAAACUAGGGGCAGGUGAAGUCCUAUUGAAUUGUAUUGACCGUGAUGGAUCUAAUGCAGGUUAUGACUUGGAAUUGAUCAAUCAUGUUAAGGAAGCUGUUAGCAUUCCAGUGAUUGCUUCAAGUGGUGCUGGUAAACCAGCAGAUUUUGAACAAGGUUUCAAGGAGACAUCUGCAGAUGCUUGUCUUGGUGCUGGUCUAUUCCACAGAGGAGACUACACUGUGAAGGAUGUUAAGGACUAUCUGUUAGCAAAUGGCUUAAAGGUAAGAGUUGAUACAAAUUAA
This is a messenger RNA of Maudiozyma saulgeensis, 1668 nucleotides long. The record is from the annotation of a GenBank genome assembly. Lineage: Eukaryota; Fungi; Ascomycota; Saccharomycetes; Saccharomycetales; Saccharomycetaceae.